UAUCCUUCGCGGCCCAACGUAUCCCAAGAUCCUUCACGGCCCAACGUAUCCCUCCCAAGAUUCAUUGCGCAUUCAAUCCAAAAAAUAAAACAACAAUGGCGGAGAAUGUGGAUUUGACUUUUUCAUUUAAAUGGAGCAAGGAGCAUACUGCUCAAUUUAUCAAACUCAGGGGGGAGAACGACGAGCUCUUCACCGGGGUGAAACAUUCGGCGAGUGUGGCUUGGGGGACAAUUCUGGAGAAAAUAGGCCUGCAGGGGAAUGAUUGCAAGUAUCCAGGGUCAGGAGAGGGGGUAGGUGGGAAACCCACUGCUGCCACUUGGCCCUGGUUUGUCCUCAUGGAUGAGGUAUUGGGACAGAGGCAUUCCACCAACCCCCCUGUCCUAAUUGCCUCCAUCCCUGAGGACACACCAGGGCCAAGUACGGCAGUGGUGGAUUUGGAGGUGGAGGAGAAGGAUGAGGAGGAGAGCAGGUCCAGGAGGAGGUCCAGAAAGAGGGACAGAGAGGACGAAAUGUUCGAAUUGAUUAAAGAGGACAUGAGGCUGAACAGGGAGGCAGAGGAGAGAAGAGCCCAUGAGAGCAGGGAGAGAAUGGACCGUUUUUUUCAAAGACCCUGGUGUCUCCUGUCAGUGGGACAUCCAGGGUUGGUCUCCAGAGUGUACUGGAUAUGCCUCUCUCCACUGUCCACCGCACCGAAUGGGUUUGCAGGGCUGACUCAAUCGACGGCUGCCAUGUAA
Messenger RNA from Gadus macrocephalus (Pacific cod), 734 nucleotides. RefSeq lists its product as uncharacterized. Bases 96 to 734 code for a protein of 212 amino acids. The record is from RefSeq and is a predicted model, not a curated record. Lineage: Eukaryota; Metazoa; Chordata; Actinopteri; Gadiformes; Gadidae. The transcript has 4 exons.